AUGGCAGUCAUGACAUCAGUCGGCAGCCACCAUUCGAUAAUUGGGAGCUCCACACUUGCCAACCGAGCAUCAACAGCAACUCUAUCCCGAAGCAGUCAGCCUACAAAUAGCUCUACACAAGUCGCCGCACCUCUUUCAAGCUGCUCUGCCAAUUCCUCGACUACUUUGGUAGAUGAUGGAACCGCAAAUCAAUCAUGCAGCGACCAGCAGCACCUUACGGAAGCAAACUUGCUACAACACCAGCAACGGUACAACGACGCCGCCGUCGCUCUGAAAGAAGAAGCACAAGCAAGAAAAUUACAAGAAGUUGGGUCUAAACUCGGCUUUGACCUGCCUCUUCACCGUUAUGAGAAGGAUAAGUGGAAGCCAUAUUAA
This is a messenger RNA of Pyrenophora tritici-repentis Pt-1C-BFP, 375 nucleotides long. RefSeq lists its product as uncharacterized. Lineage: Eukaryota; Fungi; Ascomycota; Dothideomycetes; Pleosporales; Pleosporaceae. The record is from RefSeq and is a predicted model, not a curated record.